GUAGAUUUUAGAGAAGGUCAAAGGGGAACUAAUCCAAGACUUGAAAAUGGAUAUUUUCCAGCACUUGAUUCUUUGUCUUUUUCUAACGCAAUGAGUAUUAAUGAAUUUUUGAAUGUUCUGGAAGAAAAUAUUGUCUAUGAUAUUUCUGGGGAUGAUAAAAUUAUUGAGAAACUUGUUAGUGUGUUUAGUCCUAAAAAUACUGAUGAAUCAAACAAAAUAGAUGAAGAUAGAGAUGAUAGCAAUGAAUUACCAAUUAUUAAUGCUACUGCGGUAUUAGAAAAUUUGAAUAAUGUUAGAUUGUUUUUACUUCAACAAGAAGAAACUGGCAGGCAGUUAAAAGUAUUAGAUA
This is a messenger RNA of Racocetra persica, 349 nucleotides long. The record is from the annotation of a GenBank genome assembly. NCBI's taxonomy places the organism in Eukaryota, Fungi, Glomeromycota, Glomeromycetes, Diversisporales, Gigasporaceae.